Aspergillus wentii DTO 134E9 is the source of this 1806-nucleotide messenger RNA. RefSeq names its product NADP(+)-dependent, decarboxylating phosphogluconate dehydrogenase. Gene Ontology annotation, molecular function: phosphogluconate dehydrogenase (decarboxylating) activity; NADP binding. Bases 47 to 1525 code for a protein of 492 amino acids. The record is from RefSeq and is a predicted model, not a curated record. Lineage: Eukaryota; Fungi; Ascomycota; Eurotiomycetes; Eurotiales; Aspergillaceae. The transcript is spliced from 5 exons. Gene Ontology annotation, biological process: pentose-phosphate shunt, oxidative branch; pentose-phosphate shunt. Gene Ontology annotation, cellular component: cytosol.
UCUCGUUCAUUCUAUCCAAACAUCUUUCUUGACCCCCACCUUCAUCAUGGCUGAGACUCAGGCUGUUGCUGAUUUCGGUCUCAUCGGUCUGGCCGUCAUGGGCCAGAACCUGAUCCUCAACGCUGCUGAUCACGGUUUCACCGUUUGCGCUUUCAACCGUACCACCGCCAAGGUUGACCGCUUCCUCGACAACGAGGCCAAGGGCAAGUCCAUCGUUGGUGCUCACUCCAUCCAGGAGUUCUGCGCCAAGCUCAAGAGACCCCGCCGUGUCAUGCUCCUUGUCAUGGCUGGUAAGCCCGUUGACGACUUCAUUGAGUCUCUUCUGCCUUUCCUCGAGGAGGGUGACAUCAUCAUCGACGGUGGUAACUCCCACUUCCCCGACAGCAACCGCCGCAGCAAGUACCUUGCCGAGAAGAAGAUCAGCUUCGUUGGUAGCGGUGUCUCCGGUGGUGAGGAGGGUGCCCGCUACGGUCCCUCUCUCAUGCCCGGUGGUAACGAGGCUGCCUGGCCUCACAUCAAGGACAUCUUCCAGAGCAUCUCCGCCAAGAGCGAUGGCGAGGCUUGCUGUGACUGGGUUGGUGACGAGGGCGCUGGUCACUUCGUCAAGAUGGUCCACAACGGUAUUGAGUACGGUGACAUGCAGCUGAUUUGCGAGGCUUACGACCUCCUCAAGCGUGGUCUUGGUCUCACCCCCAACGAGAUCGGUGAGGUCUUCGACAAGUGGAACAAGGGUGUCUUGGACUCCUUCUUGAUCGAGAUCACCCGUGACGUCCUCCGCUACAACGACAACGACGGUACCGCCCUCGUUGAGAAGAUUCUGGACAAGGCUGGUCAGAAGGGUACCGGCAAGUGGACUGCCAUCAACGCCCUCGACCUCGGUAUGCCCGUCACCCUCAUCGGUGAGGCCGUCUUCUCUCGUUGUUUGAGUGCUCUCAAGGACGAGCGUACUCGUGCCAGCGGUCUCCUCACUGGCCCCACCCCCGAAUUCACCGGUGACAAGCAGGCUUUCAUCGAUGACCUCGAGCAGGCUCUGUACGCCUCCAAGAUUAUCUCCUAUGCCCAGGGCUUCAUGCUCAUCCAGGAGGCCGCCAAGGAGUACGGCUGGAAGCUCAACAAGCCUUCCAUUGCCCUCAUGUGGCGCGGUGGAUGCAUCAUCCGCUCCGUCUUCCUUAAGGACAUCACCAACGCCUACCGCAACAACCCUGACCUCGAGAACCUUCUGUUCGACGACUUCUUCAAGGCCGCCAUCCAGAACGCCCAGAAGGGCUGGAGAAACGUUGUCAGCAAGACUGCUCUCUGGGGUGUCCCCGCUCCCGCCUUCAGCACUGCCCUCAGCUUCUACGACGGCUACCGCACCAAGGACCUCCCCGCCAACCUGCUGCAGGCUCAGCGUGACUACUUCGGUGCCCACACCUUCCGCAUCAAGCCUGAGCACGCCAACGAGAACUACCCCGAGGGCAAGGACAUCCACGUCAACUGGACCGGACGUGGUGGUGAUGUCUCCGCCUCUACCUACGUGGCUUAAAUGAGGACACGACGCAAUGCGCUGGACGUGAAAAUUUCCCCCCUGAUAUGUUCAACGUGACAGGGAAAGAGUGGGUUUAUAUGACCACGAGCCGGACCACUCGGGAAACAUAGAAUGAUUACGGUAAAAUAUGGUUGGUAUGCAAUGUAUUUAGAUGCAUUUUUAUUAUUAUUAUUCUUUUCCUUUACCAUGUACUUCAUUGAAACAUAAUGAAGCCUGGUUGUUUAAAAGUAUGUGGCAGGGCUUCUUACAAUAACCCACCCGCAGCUAUCACAAUAAAA